Crotalus tigris (Tiger rattlesnake) is the source of this 3776-nucleotide messenger RNA. RefSeq names its product GATA binding protein 3 (gene GATA3). Bases 1218 to 2549 code for a protein of 443 amino acids. The record is from RefSeq and is a predicted model, not a curated record. Gene Ontology annotation, cellular component: nucleus. The transcript is spliced from 6 exons. Gene Ontology annotation, biological process: regulation of epithelial cell differentiation; embryonic organ development; immune system development. Gene Ontology annotation, molecular function: zinc ion binding; RNA polymerase II cis-regulatory region sequence-specific DNA binding; DNA-binding transcription factor activity, RNA polymerase II-specific. NCBI's taxonomy places the organism in Eukaryota, Metazoa, Chordata, Lepidosauria, Squamata, Viperidae.
GGGGAGGGAGGGAGAGAGAGAGAGGGAGAGAGAGAGAGAGAGAGAGAGAGGUGGAGGUGUGGAGGAGGAGGCAGUGAAAGAAGCCAAUUUGAGCUGGCCGAUUAUUUCUUCUCCUCUGCAACUUUUUCUCCCGGCACUGCCUUUUUCUAUGCCCCAUUAUUUUAUUUUAUUUUUAUUUAUUUUUUUUUUUAAAAAAACCCGCUGUCCUUUCGCCUUUGCCCCUCCCUCCUGCUUUGCUCUCUCCCCCCCACCCUUUUAUUUCAUUUUAUUUUUCUCUCUCCCCCUUUGCUCCAGUUGCAUUCAAAAUGAUACUCGCGAGCGAGGAGCCCCGGCCAACUCCGAACUUCUUCUGCUGAGCAACCGCGCGCCUCUCUUCCGCGCACGCCUUUUUUUUUUUUUUUUUUAAAUUUUUUUUGCAGCUUUCCCGGUCAACGAAAUGAAGAGUCGCUCAGCGGAGUAACUGCCACAGUCCCGGCUGCCAAGCGCGCCCCCCGGGCUCCCUCCGUCGCUCCUCCGGCCGCAAGCGCGUCGGAAGAGCCCCCCCUCCCUCCGACCCUUGCCCAGCGCCCAGCCGGGCAGCUGCCAGCUCCGGCCUCCGUUUUGGAAGCCCGGCGCGGCGCAGCUCGCAUUUGCGCUCGCGCGCCGAUCCCCGGGGCUCCGAACAGCCGGCGGAUUCCGAAAGCGAAAGGUCGUUUCCCCCCCCUGCGCCGAGAGGUGAUCCGUGAAAGGGAAGCAGACAGUGCCGGAUCCGGGGGGGAAGGCGGCACUUGGCGGCGGCGGCGGCGGCUGGAGAAGAAUUUCUGCCGGUGACUUUUCCGGGCUCUCUCGUUCUCCUUCCCCCUCGUCCUCCUCCUCCUCCCUUCGCUCCGGUUUGGAGAGAGGAAAAAAAAAAAAGAGGCGUUUAUUCGAAGCAACAACCCCCCACACGCCCCUCCGGCGCUUUUCCCUGCGGAGAGACCUUGCAGACUUCCAUCUGCCCGCGCCGGUUUUUUCGGAUCUCCGCUUAAGACGAACUUUCAGACAAACUUCGUUCAAGUGAAAGUCUAGUUUUUCUCUCCCCCCCCCCGCGUCCCGGACUCGGUUGUCUUUUUUUUUUCUUUUUUCCUCCCCCUUUUUUUCCUUUCCUUUUUUGGGGGGGGGGCACGGGGGCGAGGGCCGCGAAGAAGCCGUAGGUUCUCCACCUGGUCACCGCGCCUGGUCAUCCCGCGGAGGACAGCAUGGAAGUUACCACGGAUCAACCCCGCUGGGUCAGCCAUCACCACCCGGCCGUUCUGAACGGCCAGCACCCGGAUUCCCACCACCCAGGACUCAGCCACUCGUACAUGGACCCCACGCAGUACCCUCUGGCCGAGGAAAUGGAUGUACUUUUUAAUAUCGACGGGCAGGGCAACCACGUGCCUUCCUACUACAGCAACUCGGUGCGGGCCACGGUGCAGCGGUACCCCCCGACCCAUCACGGUAGCCAGGUGUGUCGCCCACCUUUGCUGCACGGCUCUCUCCCCUGGCUGGAUGGGAGCAAAGCUUUGGGAAGCCACCACGGAGCUGCACCAUGGAACCUGAGUCCGUUCUCCAAAGCGCCCAUCCAUCACAGCUCACCGGGACCUCUUUCGGUCUACCCACCGGCCUCUACCUCCACUCUGUCUGCGGGCCACUCCAGCCCCCAUCUUUUCACUUUCCCACCGACCCCUCCGAAAGAUGUGUCUCCAGAUCCUUCCAUCUCCACCCCGGGCUCCACGGGGUCCAGCCGUCAAGAAGAGAAGGAGUGCAUUAAAUACCAGGUGUCUUUGGCCGAAACGAUGAAGCUGGAAUCCUCUCAUUCUCGGAGCAACAUGGCGUCCCUCGGAGGCGCGUCGUCUUCUGGCCAUCAUCCAAUCGCCACUUAUCCUUCCUACGUUCCUGAAUACGGCUCUGGACUUUUCCCCCCGAGCAGCCUCCUUGGGGGGUCACCCACUGGAUUUGGGUGCAAAUCCAGACCCAAGGCCCGUUCCAGUACAGGCAGGGAGUGUGUAAACUGUGGAGCUACCUCAACCCCACUAUGGAGGCGAGAUGGCACAGGGCAUUACCUCUGUAACGCCUGUGGAUUGUAUCAUAAAAUGAAUGGGCAAAAUCGGCCGCUGAUAAAGCCCAAAAGAAGACUGUCAGCUGCAAGACGGGCUGGGACAUCGUGUGCAAAUUGCCAGACCACAACCACCACUCUGUGGAGGAGGAAUGCCAACGGGGAUCCAGUGUGUAAUGCCUGUGGGCUAUAUUUCAAGCUCCACAAUAUUAACAGACCCCUGACCAUGAAGAAGGAAGGCAUCCAGACCCGAAACCGGAAGAUGUCUAGCAAGUCAAAAAAGAGCAAAAAGAUUCACGACAGCCUGGAUGAUUUCCCCAAAAGCAGCUCCUUCAAUCCCGCCGCCCUUUCCAGACACAUGUCGUCCAUCAGUCAUAUUUCUCCCUUCAGCCAUUCGGGCCACAUGCUGACCACACCAACUCCGAUGCACCCUUCUUCUAGUUUGUCUUUCGGACCUCACCACCCAUCAAGUAUGGUGACCGCCAUGGGCUAAAGAAGGCCUCUCAGACAGGGGGAAAGGGGGGGGGGGAAAGAGAGAUUUUCCUGCUUAAAAGAAAAAGGUGGAAAAAGAAAGAAAAAAAAAAAGAAAGACAGAAGAAACCAAAUUCCUUUUUUUUUUUUUUUUACUUCUCUGAACGAGAAAUAUCUUUAUAUAUUUGCCUCGUUGGAGGGAAGCCUUCCUGGCCCUUCAAAAAACUGUUGGAUGCAGAUGCUAAAACGGGGAAAAAAAUAAGAAAGAUGGAAAUUGUAAAACUGGCUGAAAAUCCUCACAAUGAAAGAAACAAAGCAAAGAUUGGUACGGAAAGUUGACUGCUUGACUGCUCGGCUCGAAAACGUUUUGUGUUUCUCCACCACUGAAUCGGGAGGCCAUUUGUGAAUAAACCAUCGCCACGCAACUUCACUGUCGAACUGGGUUUUUAGUGCUGUGAAAUAAUAAUAAUUAUAAUAUUAAUAAAUAAUUAAAAAAAAAACAAAGAAACAACCCACGCCACUCACCCUCCCUCCCUCCCUUUCCUUCCUCCCUCUCACUGAAAUUAAAGCAAAUAAUUGCUGAACACUGUAUAACUUAUAUUGUAAGAAAUAUUGUACAUUUUUGGAGGAAAGCUGACAACCGGGUAGCUGUAAAAAAAAAAAAAGGGGGGGGGGAGGGGGGAGAAAAAAGCAAAAAAGAAAAGUACAAAUAGUACAAAUCGGGUAUCACCAGAAACAUUUUAUGGUACGGUCUGCGAAGAAUGAGGUCAAACUGGCAAAUGGACAAAUUGCCAGUUUAUGCUUUUUUGCUGUUUCGCUCUCUCACUUUCUCUCUCUUGUCUUUCUCUCCUCACAUGCUGGCUGAAAUUAUUUUGAUGGAUUAAAAAUAAAUUACAUCCAAGCUGUAAGCAAGUCAUCCAUUCUAGGCCACAGGCCUCUGAUCAAUGGAAAAGGGGUUGAAGGGUAACAGGGACACUUUGGUGUGACACGCAGCUUGUUUCUCGCAAGCCGGUUUGUCUAGGGCCUAUUCGCAUUGUGAACCAGUUCUUGUAAUUGUCGUUUGUAUGUAUAGCUCAAAAAAAGCUCUCAGAUAAGACAAGGUGUAGAUUUAUUUCAUCCUACAACUGCAGAUUUGAAUGGUUGUACAAAUUUUACUUGCUGCUAGUGUUUAAGAACUGCGCUUUGGUUUUUCGUUUUCAUAUUUUUCCUCUUUUUUUUUUUGAGAAUAAACUAGAUUAAAUUCUGUUGA